AUGUGUAACUACGUCCUCCUCAUUCCUAAGUGUCAGCAUAACCCCAUUCUUCUCUUCAAUGCCUCUUGCCAUCUGGUAUUUAAAGAGUUGCAACACAUCAACCGACCCGCUGUCUGGGACGGCAGCGCCUUGAUCAAGAUUCCUUUCAGAGUGCUCGAGCCAUGCCACCCCGACCUACACAACAUUCGGCCGAUUUACAUGAGUGAUUCAUGCCCAUGA
This is a messenger RNA of Colletotrichum orchidophilum, 219 nucleotides long. RefSeq lists its product as uncharacterized. The transcript has a single exon. Lineage: Eukaryota; Fungi; Ascomycota; Sordariomycetes; Glomerellales; Glomerellaceae. The coding region runs from base 1 to 219 and encodes 72 amino acids. The record is from RefSeq and is a predicted model, not a curated record.